Messenger RNA from Psilocybe cubensis, 2049 nucleotides. RefSeq lists its product as uncharacterized. The transcript has 2 exons. The record is from RefSeq and is a predicted model, not a curated record. NCBI's taxonomy places the organism in Eukaryota, Fungi, Basidiomycota, Agaricomycetes, Agaricales, Agrocybaceae. Gene Ontology annotation, biological process: negative regulation of transcription by RNA polymerase II; positive regulation of transcription by RNA polymerase II. Bases 1 to 2049 code for a protein of 682 amino acids. Gene Ontology annotation, molecular function: zinc ion binding; DNA-binding transcription factor activity, RNA polymerase II-specific; RNA polymerase II cis-regulatory region sequence-specific DNA binding.
AUGCCUCGACCUUCUUCCCUUGGGCGGACGACGACUCCGCCUACGACGACUGCCAACUCGUCUUCAGCUAACAACGGUGCUGCACCCCCCGCCGCCGCUUCAAGUACGACAACGGCUCCAGCGACGACGACGGUUGGCCCGUCACCGUUUGCGCCACCGUCGGCUCGGGCAGCGGCCGCGGCCGCUGCUGCUGCUGCUGCUGCCAAUGCGGUGCCUCCUGCGACGCCGAGCAAGAUUGUUGUUGUUGACCCUGCGUUGACGUCCUCGCCGACGUCUGUAGCGGCUGCUGCUGUCGCCGCGGCCAACGCAGCUGCCUCCUCUGCGUCCAGCUCCAACAACGCCAAGCCGAUAGGCCCCCACACGAACGCAGCGGGCGGUACGUGUCCUGGCGAUGGGCGGUGCGAUGGUACAGGCGGAACGAGCGCGUGCAGCGGGUGUCCGACGUACAAUAAUGUGUUGGCAUUAACGGCUAGGAUCGAAAGUGCGAUGCAGGCUGCAGCUGCGUCGUCUGAAGGUGGUGAAGGUGCGGGUGGUGAGGACGGUGCGGAGGAUGUGGUUAUGAUGAUGGUGAAAGAUGGCGGUGAGGACGGUGUGCCGGGUUCGCCGGGUGCGGGCGUCGACAGUGAUGCCAGUGGUGCGGUUGGUGUUGCUAGUGCCAGUGCGGGUGGAAGUGCGAGUGUAGGUGCCAGUGCAAGUGCGGCGGCGAACCGUAAGGCGCGCCCGGCUGUUGGUGCGCUUUGCUGUGCGAAUUGCGGGACGAGUACGACUCCACUUUGGAGGAGGGAUGAUGUGGGGAAUAAUAUUUGUAAUGCUUGUGGUCUCUACUUCAAGCUGCACGGAACCCACCGCCCCAAUUCUAUGAAGAAGACCGUCAUCAAGCGACGGAAGCGAGUGCCCGCUGCGCCUGGUGCACCUGGUGGCAUUAGUGUCACAGGCCGUAUGUCGGAUCAAGCGGCCGCUGAGGCGCUCGUGGCUGUCGGCCGUGUCAAUCUCUCACCUGGUGGCAAUGCCGAGGACAGCGACGGUGAAGGCGACGACCAGCCUAAGAAGAAGCGUACGAGGCGAACGGGCAAGAUGUCACGUGACAAGGACGAUGAUGUGCUCAUGGACGGAGACGACGACGAAGAUCCGAGAGAACAGCAGCAGCAACAGUCGCAGAGAAAGAGGCGUGCGCCUGGCGGUGGUGCUGCUGGGAGCGUCAAUGGAUGGAACGGCGGUGAACGCUCGGCGUCGCCGCACAGGGCGCCGUCGCGGAACCAGGAGUACCUCCCGCGAGGCGGAUUGCCCGCGUUCCCUGUUGCCGGACCCGGAUUCGAGCUUCCGUCGCUGGCGGCGCUGAACAAUGGCGGAGCAGCAUUCUUGGGCAGUGCGAGUGCGCCUUCUAGUUAUAUCCGUUCGGGAUCCAAUGCGCCAAGUAGGACUCACUCGCCUUUAGGACCUGCUGGAUCGUCGGCGGCUGGUGCUGCUCAACAGCAGCAACAGCAACAGCAAUAUUACGCUGGAGGACCUGGAGCCGUUGGAGGAGGAGGUGGGUCGCCGCACAGCGAGAUGUCGAGUUUGAUGGUCGCUGCUGGCGUUGCUCUUGGAGGUCUUGGUAUACCGAGCUACAUGGACCUGGAGAGGCACUACUUUGAGCUCUCCGAGCAGAAGAGGAAGUGGGAGGAGAUGAUGGAGAGGACCGACAGGAUCAUGGCCGGCGUGAAGAGGACGUUGGAUGAGAUGAGAGGAUUGGCGGCGCAGGCACAACAGCAACAACAACAGCAUUCGCCUAGUCAGAUCCAUCAUCUCCCAGCGGGUAUUCAGCAACAGUCGUUGCCACCACCACCAGGAUCGAGGAGGCAGUCGCCUCAGCUUGCGGCUGCGUCGCAGUCGUCGCCUGGAUCGUCGGCGGCCACGACGAGCGGUGCGGGACCUGCAGUCGCUGCCCCUGCAGCUGUUGUCGCUCCUGCUCCUGCUCCUGCUGUUCCCCUGAACAAGCCUAGCUCCAACGCGGACCGCGAGAAAGCUCCGAUAUGGCCUAUCAUCGAUUCAACUGCUACUCGUGAUUAG